Melitaea cinxia (Glanville fritillary) is the source of this 2731-nucleotide messenger RNA. RefSeq names its product E3 ubiquitin-protein ligase UHRF1-like. NCBI's taxonomy places the organism in Eukaryota, Metazoa, Arthropoda, Insecta, Lepidoptera, Nymphalidae. The record is from RefSeq and is a predicted model, not a curated record. Bases 100 to 2637 code for a protein of 845 amino acids. Gene Ontology annotation, molecular function: protein binding; ubiquitin protein ligase activity. The transcript has 16 exons. Gene Ontology annotation, biological process: protein ubiquitination; negative regulation of gene expression via chromosomal CpG island methylation.
GUGACAAAUUUUGCCGAUUUCGGUCAACCACAUUCAAAAGUUUUUGUAAUUUAGCUAAUAAUGCUGUCCUUCUUAUGAAACAAAAAGGAUCUAUCUAAAAUGCAUGUUCGAGUGCGAAUCUUUGGUAAACCCGACACUAUAGUUGUAGUUGAAUCUAAACUUACAAAAAUUGAACAAUUUAGGCGGAUAAUUAGAGAUAAAUUCGACAUAGAAACUAAGUUACAACGGUUAUUCUAUGGAGGGAAAUUGCUUGAAGAUGGGUAUACAUUCCACGAUUACAAUAUUAAGCUUAAUGAUGUUAUCCAACUCAUGGUACGAGCACAUCCGGUGGAAAACAAUGAUAGCAAAACAUCUGAACUACAAAAUAAUGAUGAAAAGCCUAGUGAAACAUCAGAAGACAAUCCAAAGGUGUAUAGAGAUGCCGAAAGUACAUUGUAUGCAAUUGGAGACUUAAUAGAUAUGAGAGAUAGGGAACAAGGGGCGUGGUUUGAAGGAAAAAUAGUACGUAUUGUGCUUGAUCCAGAUGUGCAGUAUGAGAGUGAGAAGGAAUGCGAAAGCUUAGACCACAGUGAUAUACACGACAAAGAAAGCGAUCUUGAAAAUAAGCCACCAAAUGAUAGUUCUGAAGAGGAGACUAAAGCUAAAAGAAAAGGAAUUGCUAAGUAUUUCACAAAAGCAGGGAAAGGUAGAAAGCAAACAAAAGAAGUUAAAGUGCAAAAAGUGGAAGUUACUGAUGAAAAUAUUUUGUAUAAAGUGCAAUUGGAUGCUGAUGAAGAAGAUUCAGAUUUAUAUUGCAAAUUAAAAGAAAUCAGACCAAGAGCUAGAAAGGAAAUAGAUAUAAAGGAUUUGAAACCAGGUCAAACCAUUAUGUUAAAUCAUAACACAGAUGAUCCACUAGAAAAGGGAUACUGGUAUGAUUUUAAAGUUGAUGAAGUUAAGAAGUUGCGUGUAAACUACGAGCUUGUUGGAACAUUAUAUUUAGGACCUGACUCUGUACCUCAAAAUGAUACCAAAGUAAAAGUUCAUGAUAAAAUAUUCGCGAUUGACGAACCAGUACCUGUAGCAGAUAGGAAUGAGGAAUAUGUAAAAAUUAUAUCAGAACCACCGGAGAAAAGAUCACAACCAUUAAAUUGUUUAAAAUGUCGUGACGAUGAAGAUGCGCCUUGUAAAGAGUGCGGUUGUUAUUUGUGUUCAGGGAAAGAAUCUCCAGAGAAGAUAGUUCUUUGUGACGAAUGUAACAAUGGCUUCCACAUGAAGUGUCUCACUCCACCGUUAACCGAGCUACCUGAAGAGGACUGGUACUGUCCAUCUUGUAAACGUGACCCAAAUGACGUUAUAGCCCCCGGGGCAGCUAAACAGACUAAGAAAACGAAUGCCUCUAAAACUAAUCGUGACUGGGGGAGAGGGAUGGCUUGUGUUGGUAAAACUAAAACGUGUGCAAUGCCACCAAACCAUUUCGGUCCAAUCCCUGGUAUCGAAGUGGGUAUGUGCUGGAGGUUUAGAAUACAGUUGUCUGAGUCGGGCGUGCACAGACCACCUGUAUCUGGAAUACACGGUCGAGAUGUUGAAGGAGCUUACAGUAUUGUAUUAUCUGGUGGUUAUGAAGACGAUGUAGAUAAUGGAAUAGAAUUCACAUACACUGGCAGCGGAGGCCGAGAUCUCUCUGGAAACAAGCGUACCGCUGAACAGUCGUGUGACCAAACACUCACAAGAGAGAAUAAAGCUCUGGCUCGUAAUUGCGCUGUGAAGGAAGUAAGUGAAAAAGGAGCUGACGCACAAGAAGCAUGGCGAGAAGGCAAGCCCGUACGAGUCGUACGGUCUUAUAAAAUGCUUAAACAUUUUCCGAAAUAUGCUCCCAAAGAGGGAAUACGGUACGAUGGUAUUUACAAAGUUGUUAAGUAUUAUCCUGAAAAGGGUCUAUCUGGGUACCGUGUCUGGAAAUAUCUCUUAAGAAGAGACGAUCCCAGUCCAGCACCAUGGGAACCGGGAGCCAAGCAGUUUCCUAUUGUGUAUCCAGAUGGUUAUUUAGAGGCGGAGGCAGAGAAAAAGGCUUUAAAGGAAAGGAGUAGCAAAGCAAAAGGAAAUAACAAAAAGAGAGCCCUCCGAGAAAGUAACCAGAGUUCAUCAGAAUCUGAUGUGUCACCGCCUCUUAAGAAAAGAAAAACUCGAGAGUUUAAAAAGAAAGGUAGUCUAUCAUAUCAACACACUAAAGAAUCUUUUAGUCCAAAGUCAAAAAUACCGAGUAUGUUCACAAGGAGUCCUAGAUCCAAAAAUAAGAAAGAAGAAAAUGUUCUCACUUUGGAUGAGAAGGAAGCUAUUGAUUCUGAUACAUUAAAUUCUAAACUAUGGGGUGAAUGUCUGCGUGUUUGUGAGAAGCAAGGGAAAAAGGAGUUCAUAGAGCACGUGACGCAGGUUUUUCUAUGCAUUAUUUGCCAAGAAGUAGCGGUCAGUCCAGUCACUACACCAUGCUUGCACAAUUUUUGUAUGGCAUGUAUUAGGCUAGCAUUCAAGUCAACUGAGUCGCAAAACUGUCCGUGCUGUAGACAAAACCUAUCCAAAGUGGAGUUGCAACCAAAUGAAAAUCUUAAAACAGCUUUACGAGCUAUUUUAACUGGAUACGAUGCAGGCAAGAAAUAACACUAGUAUUGAAUGCAAAUAUUCGUCGAUAGCUGAAGUGUCUAUUAUUUUACAGUUUAACGAAUGUGUCAAAUUUACAAAUAAAAAUAAAUAA